AUGGCUUCCAACCAACCAUCUCUUCGUGAAUACGCCAGAUUCUACGGAAUUGCAGAGAAUCCAGAUCGUUAUGAUCCAAUCAUGUAUGCAGACGACACGUGUGAGCCAACUGUUCCCACUCCCCCUUUCGAGGGUCUCAAUCCGGAAAACCCGGAAGAACGUCUCAGAGAAGUCGACCGACGCUUCUGCACCGAACUCAUGAUGGAGAAGCUCGAAACUGAGCCUGAGGAUCUCGAGUUCCUGGGUAGUUCUCUCCAGGUCCCAACCCCUAAAGGAAAUAUCUGGCGUGGUAUCCUUCCGGAAGUGACACCAUCUGAGCUCCAAGGCGAGCCUCCUCUCCUCACUAAUCAGGCUGAGAGACUUUUUACUCCGUUCGAGUUACCUACCGAUUUCGCGAUGAGUCCCACUCUAUCCUCACCUGUUCCUUCGGUGCGUCUGGAGGUCCCUAGUGGCCCCGAUGUUCCUUCUGUCCCUAUCAACACGCGCGAUGUCUUUGAUCUCUACAAUUCGAACAGCAUUGAAGAUUUCCUCAUCCCUAACAAUAUGGCUGCCGAGUCAUCCAAUAUGGGUCCGAUAUCCCAUCUUGCAGGAGAUGCCUUGCCACUCGUGGAUGCUGAGGGGAUCGUGCAUCAGUUUGUCACCACUGAGUCUGACCAUAUUCCCCCUACUCCAGACCAGGAGGGUGACGAUGAGGCUGCAAGUGCAUACCUCACUGAGAGUGAAUUCAGUGCAUUUGAUCUUGGUAACAGCGCGUCCCCACUAUUGUCCGACGUCAGUCCAUCCAAAUCGCAACGCUCGUUCUCUAUUGUUUCUCCAGAUCUAACCAAAGCAAAAGGGUUCUCCGUCCGCUGGGGCGGCGGCCAGAAUGCGCAAUUACGAGGAUAUUUGAAAAAGAGGAAAGAAAGGAAGGCUUUCAUGGAGCCUGUGGCAGAUACAGGCACGUCUUGUGAACAGAAGGGAAUUGUGACCGCUUCUCUGAGUACAAUUAAUGAAGAUACGCUUACUGUGUCAAAUGGCGCCUGUUCGAGCUCCUCGAUAACUCGGCCAGCAAACGGUCAGGAUGUCAUUCAGCUAGCACGAGCUUCGCAAAAUGCAAAGGAUAACCAUGUUCUCUUCAAAACUUCGUACGAGAAAAACCUCGAUAUUAUGGCGAACCAUACCUUAUCAUCCGCAGACAAGAGACACUCUUGCACCACUCAAGAGGAGCAGUUUCGCAUAAAACUGGGCUACAAGUCACCUUGCACGCGAUUGAGGAAGGUCCCUUUCAGGCCUCCACAUGACGUUUCUUCCAUAGAUCACAAAAAGUCCACGGACUCAUCCAAGGCAGUGUUUAGUGGCCUCGGGUCUUUGUCCGUGUUUAUGCAAACCAGAGGCAGUGAUGGAGGAUACGUUCCGUCGCCGCACGAUCAAUCCCUUUCCCUGUCAGAAUCCACAGGAAGUGGACGAGACGAGUUCUCAGAUGUCCCUUCGCCGGGUGACAAUCCCCCAGACUAUGAUAAGGAUUCAUCGGAUUCUUUCGGCUUACCCGGCCCUGCCAUCUCACUGCAGGAAAUGGUGACCCGAGCGGCAUUCGACCCGCCACCGAUGUUCUUCUUGUCUACAGCCCUCCUGAGAACUCACCUGUCGGUUAUACGAGAUAUGGAGGGGUGGCCAGGCAAUCCACCCAAGUUGAUCUACAGGGAGUAUGGGAACGCUUCCUCGGAUCCCCGAUACCACUGUGAUGCUGAAGUCAUUUUGGCACCUGAUACCGGGCUUAUUUUGACGACCCCUCAUGAGUUGACCCAGCGGUUUCUUCCAGGGCAUGGGCCAAGGGAUAAAAAGUUCAAUGGAACACGGGGAAUUAACUCCCCGCUCAGGGAAAGGAUUUUCCGCCUCAUGCAUCGCUAUGCGCUUCUGGUUGUUCUCAUCUGCGAUCCUGGAAGCGAAAAUAACAGCAGAGCUGCGAUGUUCUCCUGGAUAAGGGAAAUCAGGUCGCUUGCUCAAUUUUGUGACAGCUACCAGGAAUUGUCCACAACAUUACUAGUACCGAUCCCAGAUCACUCCGCAUCCAUUGUAUUGUGGUGUUUCGGUAUGGGAAGGCUUCGAUAUGAAUUGUUUCCCACUGAUGUGAUGAAAAACAUCACUGAAGGAGAGUCGGAAUAUGAAGUCACUUUCCGCGACCUGGGGAUCAAUCCGUUCGCCGCGCGUCUCAUUCUAGAUAACAUCCGCGUUGGUGGUUUCAACCAAUUUCCUGGUUUCAACCUAUAUCCGCUCCCGCUGCCCUCCCAUGAGACAGUUGCCAACUCGAGCACAGAUUCAAGGGCUUUUGAUGUAUUUAUAAGUAUGACACCGUUGGAGCGAGAUAUGGAAUACGGGUCUUUUGUAGGCGACGGGGUGAUGAACCGGGUGUCGAAGAAUAUCGAAUCAAUGGCGUACUUGAACCCGAAUGAGCACGAGACUGACAGUGAGGAUAUUUAUAGUACGCAGAUUAGUCUCCAUUAG
This is a messenger RNA of Penicillium griseofulvum, 2481 nucleotides long. RefSeq lists its product as uncharacterized. NCBI's taxonomy places the organism in Eukaryota, Fungi, Ascomycota, Eurotiomycetes, Eurotiales, Aspergillaceae. The coding region runs from base 1 to 2481 and encodes 826 amino acids. The record is from RefSeq and is a predicted model, not a curated record. The transcript is spliced from 2 exons.